AUGCAACAGAAUAUAUGUUUGAAAGCGAUCAAAUUAACGCGUUAUACUGGUAUUAGUCCAUUGAGCCUCACGCGGCAAUUCAACACUAGUGCUAUACUCCGUCAUGAUCCAUUUACAGUGCACGUUAAGAAUACUAAUCGGUUUAGACAACUGCUAGAAGAUCAAGGUGAAUUAACUCCUAAGCAAGCAAAUGCAGUUGUGAAUAUAAUCACAGAAGCUAUAAAAGGUGGUGUUGCCCACGUUUCGCAGGAUUUAGCUUCUCGUGAGAAGUUGACCAAGCUGACUUAUCAGCAGCGAGUGGACUUUGCAAAACUAAAGGAUCAAUUGCUAACUGCGGACCGUAGUGAGAUCCAUGCAAUACAAAGUGAAGUUGAACGUAAUAGAAAUGAUAUCGAGCAACUGAGAAAUAAACUCCGUGAAGAGAUUACUAAGGCUAAUGCUGGAUUCAAGCUUGACAUAUCACUCGAAAAGGGUAGAAUUAAGGAGGAAUCGAGCAAGCACGAUCUAAAAAUUAAGGAGAUUCAAACUGGUAUUGAGCAGCAAGUUAGCAACAUGCAGACGCAGAUUGAUUCCGUUAAGACACAGGUGAUGCAAUGGCUCAUAGGUGUUUGUACUGGUACUUUUGCAUUGGUGUUGACGUAUGUCAGGUUGCUAAGCUAA
Molecule: messenger RNA, 660 nt
Organism: Eremothecium sinecaudum
Lineage: Eukaryota; Fungi; Ascomycota; Saccharomycetes; Saccharomycetales; Saccharomycetaceae
Gene: FMP32
Product: Fmp32p
Exons: 1
Coding region: 1-660 (219 amino acids)
Cellular component (GO): mitochondrion
Source: RefSeq, a predicted model, not a curated record